CGUGUGAGGAAAUCACAUUGACCACACUGUCGGUCUGACUUCUAUCUCUUUCUUCGCUGAUAAAGAACCACAGCUGUUUCAGUGACCUCACAAAUCGCCGCCGGAAUCCAAAAAAAUGAGGAAGGACGGUUCGCCGGCCACCGCCUCCGGCAACCCAGUCGGCAAGCUAUUCCUCUGCUUCGAAAACAAGCCCUUAGUCGCCACAUUGCUCGCCGUAACACUCGUCAUGGUCAUCUGGAAUCUUCAACCUUACUAUGACAACAUCCUUUCCUCCACCAGCCGCUGCGCCGCCGCCACCACCACCGUCGUCCUAAACGCCACUGCCGCUACUUCCUUGCCUAUUACAGCCACCGCCUUGGCUGAGAAAAAGCUCCUAACCCCCAUAACCACCGACCCCAACAAGCGCCUCUUCCGCACCUACGGCAACGCCGCCGCUCUCUUUGUCCAAAUGGGCGCCUAUCGCGGCGGUCCCCGUACUUUCUCCGUCGUGGGUCUCGCCUCAAAACCCAUUCACGUCUAUGGCCGUCCGUGGUACAAAUGUGAGUGGAUCUCCAACAACGGGACUUCAAUCAAAGCCAAGGCCUUCAAAAUGCUUCCCGAUUGGGGCUAUGGACGUGUUUACACUGUCGUCGUCGUCAACUGUACCUUCGCCGUGAACCCGAACGAGGACAAUUCUGGCGGGAAGCUCAUUCUGUACGCCUACUACGGCGAGUCGCCGAAGAGAUACGAGAAGAUCACAGCGUUGGAGGAAGCACCCAACACGUAUAACGAGUCCAAGUACCACCCACCAUAUCAGUACGAGUACAUGUACUGUGGGUCGUCCUUGUAUGGGAAUCUGAGCGCUGCGAGAAUCAGGGAAUGGAUUGCGUACCACGCCUGGUUCUUCGGACCCAGUUCGCAUUUCGUGUUCCACGACGCCGGAGGAGUCUCGCCGGAGGUGAUGGCGGUUCUCGAGCCGUGGGUCAGAGCUGGGAGGGUUACGGUUCAGGACAUCCGAGGCCAGGCGGAGUUCGAUGGCUACUACUACAACCAGUUCCUGGUGGUGAACGAUUGCCUCCACCGCUACCGACACGCCGCCAAUUGGACAUUCUACUUCGAUGUGGAUGAAUAUAUAUUCCUUCCAGAUGGGAACACUCUUGAGUCGGUUCUAAACGAGUUCUCAAAUGUGACUCAGUUCACAAUUGAGCAAAAUGCCAUGUCCAGUGUGCUCUGCCUCAACGAUUCCACUCAGGACUAUCCGAGGCAAUGGGGGUUUGAGAAGCUGCUGUUCAGGGACUCCCGUACGAAGAUCCGGCGAGAUCGGAAAUACGCAAUUCAGGCGAAGAACGCAUUCGCGACGGGGGUGCACAUGUCGGAGAAUGUGGUCGGCGGUACAUUGCACAAGACGGAGACGAAGAUCAGAUACUACCAUUACCACAACUCCAUCACUGUCCACACUGAACUUUGCCGCCAAUUCGUGCCAAAGGAGGGUGUGACCUGGUUAGAUAAGCUCCCUUUUGUGUACGAUGACAACAUGAAGAAGAUCGCCAAAACAAUCAAGCAAUUCGAGCUCAAUACAAUUGGAUCCACCGCCGUACAUGUUCAUUCUUAACAGUAAAUCUUCAAUUCUCUUUUCUUUAUACUUUUUCUUUUUCAAGGAAAGUUACUAUUACCACCACUCAUGAAGAAGAGGAGGAGAGAGAGAGAGAGAGAGAGAGAGAGAGAGUGAGUGAGUGAGUACGGAUUGCUGGUUGCUGAAGGGUCACUCUUCCACCACCUCCUCGCCGGGCUCUGACCCACCGACGGACCCCAGUAAUCUUUGGCAUUAGUGGUGGGAGAGAGUAAUUAAUGAUGGAUUAAAAAUGAGGUGGGCAGUGUUACUUUUGUUUGUCUUUGUAAAGAUGACUGUUGUAUUGUUUGUUACUUCGUUUUAUUCCUUUCUUUUUCUUUUUUUUUUUCUUCUAUUAUUUAUAUAUAUUGAAUUAAGUUUAAGUAUAAAUAUAGUUUACAAUGUGAAGAUGGAAAUUCUAUAAAAUUUAUAUUUUUCUUGAUUUA
Molecule: messenger RNA, 2034 nt
Organism: Cornus florida
Lineage: Eukaryota; Viridiplantae; Streptophyta; Magnoliopsida; Cornales; Cornaceae
Product: galactan beta-1,4-galactosyltransferase GALS1
Exons: 2
Coding region: 116-1591 (491 amino acids)
Source: RefSeq, a predicted model, not a curated record